UCAAAAACCUUUGAAGACAUCUUACACCUUUGCUUUAGUGGCGUACAAACCAUUUCUCAGUUCUUGUUUAUAGCACCUAAUCAGAUUAAACAUACACCUAAUAAUCUCUUUGGUUAAGCUGUCAAACCCUGCAUCUCGUGAUCCAGAAUGAACACCACAAUCAGCUAUCUGAUUACCAGCACCGACAGGCAGAUGACCAUGGCUGAAAACAUUUCUGCUGUCAGUGCUUUCACAAGCACUUUCCACAAAGAGGAAAUAACAAGUUCUGUUACAGACUUCUCCGCUUGGGACGACAUGGUCACGAUUUCUGAUUACCCUGACUACAUUGAAGAAGGUUUUGGGAAAUGUGUGUACGAGCGUCACGGGGCCAGUUUUCUUCCAGCCCUUUAUGUCAUUUUCUUCAUCCUAGGCCUUCUGGGUAACUCCCUGGUCAUCUGGGUCAUUGUGCGUGGAUCACGACUCCGCAGCAUGACUGAUGUAUGCCUCCUAAACUUGGCUAUUGCUGACCUUCUGUUAGUGUGCUCCCUUCCCUUCCUAGCCCACCAAGCCCGGGACCAGUGGCUGUUCGGGGAUGCUAUGUGCAAAGUGGUCCUGGGUAUUUUUAAUAUGGCUUUUUACUGUGGGAUCUUCUUCAUCUGUCUAAUGAGCGUUGACCGGUACUUGGCUGUAGUACACGCUGUUUAUGCUAUGAGAGCCCGGACAAAGUCCUUUGGAAUGAUUGCAGCUGCUGUCACUUGGGUGGCUGGAUUUUUGGCUUCUUUCCCUGACCUGCUGUUUCUCAAACAGCAGUCUGUUGGUAAUGCGUCUCAGUUCUGCUUCCCUGUAUAUCCCCAAGCUUCUGAUGAAAGCUUUUCACCCAGCUUUAACUUCUGGAGAAUCUUCAGUCUUUUUAAAAUGAACAUUUUGGGUCUAUUAGUCCCAGUUGCCAUAAUGGGUUUCUGCUACUCCCAUAUCAUCUGGAGACUACUGUACAGCCGGUCAGCCAAGAAAAAGGCCAUCCGUUUGGUUCUUGUGGUGGUUGCUGUAUUCUUUUGCUGCUGGGUGCCCUACAACAUUGCAUCGUUGUUCAAAGCCCUGGAGCUAUUGGGUAUCUAUACAGAAUGUGAAAGCAGCAAAGCCAUUAGAUUGGCUUUACAAAUCACCGAGGUUCUUGCCUACUCUCACAGCUGCCUCAACCCUAUCCUGUAUGUGUUUGCUGGGGAGAAGUUCAGGAGGCACCUGGUGAGGGUGAUAAGCAACACUCCUUGCAGACUGUGUCAGGUGAUCAAGGUCUACUUACCUCAGGACAGAAUCACUGGGUCUUUCUACUCUCAGACCACCAGUCUGGAUGAAAGGGGUACAGCUGUGUAAAAAGGGUGCAGUGGUUUUGGUUAUGUGUCUGUCUGUAUGGUAACCUACAAGGAACAAGUCAAUGUCAAGGCAAAAAGGCUUGUGUUUGCUAUUUUAGGGCUGAUAUGGAAGAAAGUGCAUGCAACUACGUUUCAGUUUGAGGGGUGCAAGUCUAUUCUUAUGGUGUCAAGAUGUUGAAAUGGAAUUACUAAACAUUUAUAUAUACUUUUAUAGGUUUUAUAGACUACAUAAAAAUAUAUAAGUGAAUUGUAUUGUAAAUAUUUGGGUAAUGAGUUUUUUUUACUGAUUUGAGAAUGAAACAGAUUGUAUCUACACCUGCAAUUGUAAGCCAGAAAUUGUCCUGAAUUCAAUUUCUGGUUUUUUUGACAUGCCACUGGCUGACGCUGAGUGCGAAAUUGUGUCAACUAUAACAGCUGGCAACGACGUCAGAAGCCUCAGUAACCUAUUUAAUCUUCAGCUGAUAAAGGAAACAGAUGAACUGCAACAAGCCAGAGCUCCUGACUGAUCAUUUGCUUCUAACCAAUUAGGCGAAACAAAUAUCAUAAUUUGUUUGCACCGUGAUGACCACUCUCAAAAACUGCGUCAGUUUUGCAAGUAAGAAACUGCUGAGCAGCAAAAUGUUUCCUUUGCAGAACACAAGUUUCAAAGCGCCUGCAGCAGCAGGUCUGCACCCAGCCCCAACCUCAAGUAAACCACAACCUGAAAAGGGAAGUAGGCUGCUCAACCAUGUUGUUAGUUGAACCUUUGCAGUCUCUGAACACAAAUGAGCAUUUCCGCGUUAAGUUUUGAAAGUUGUUCUGCAAUAUUUCUACUGCUACUGAUCAGUAUUUGAGCUUUUUGAGAUUUGUUCAAAUUUCCAACAACUUUUUAAGGAGUUUGUUUCGAUACAAAGAAUGUAUCUCUCUAUUAUUUCUAUUUAAGAAAUCCUAUCAACAAAUCAUUAUGCUAUACUAUCCUGUCAUACUUAUUAACCAUUCCACUUCGAUUAUGUCAUCACCGCUGUUCAUCACAAUACAGUUAUUCAUACAUAGACACAUCAGGCAUUUUGAAUCUCCAAUAGUAAUAGAAACUCAGCAGACAUGGAGAGAGGUAAGACGCCUCCCCACUCCUGAGACAGAGUGUGUACUGCAGGUACUCAUUUCAACAAAGAUAAAACAGUUAUUUUGCUAGCACUUAACAACAUCUUCAGUCAGUCAAAGAAACCAGGAUUGCUGAGAAAUCAGCAGGGUUUUGUAUAAACCAUUUUUUUAUAGUGAUUUAGUAUUGCACUUUCAUAAAGUUGUGUGACCUAAUGUAGAUGUAAAUUUAAAAAGAUUUUUGAAAUUAUUUUCACAAUUGAAGCAGCAGAGGUCAAUAAAUCCUGUUUGUAAGGGGUCAAGAGCCAUAAAUACCAAAGCCUACACUUCCCAUAAUGCACCUAGAUAGUCAUUUGACUCUGCCUGGCUGGUAAAUGCUCAUGUCAUGUAACUCCAUAUUUGUACUUUUCUGUAACUGAAUUACAUCAUAUGAAAUUUCCUGAAAUAUUAUUAUCAAUGGUAUCAUAAUAUCUUUACUGCUUUGUUAUUCUUAUAAUGGUUUUGUUUUUUCUAUUGUAUUUUAUUCUGAAGAGCGUAUUGAGAGUAUUUUUUGUUGUUCUUAUUGUUACUACUUUUGCAAGCACAGCAACCAUGCUGAUAUAAGCAGUCUGGAAGAGCCAACAGAAUCAGAUAUUUCUGUAAUAUGGUGACAUGUUAAAUAUUAAUGUAUUUUCAGUAUUGUAUUAGACAAAUGCAUUUUUUACAACAAAAAAGCACAAUGAAAAUAACCCUAAUAAAUAAGUAUAUAGUUUUUGGAUUAUA
Messenger RNA from Scatophagus argus, 3188 nucleotides. It is a transcript of the gene ccr8.2, whose product is annotated as cabz01093075.1. The coding region runs from base 148 to 1350 and encodes 400 amino acids. The transcript is spliced from 3 exons. Gene Ontology annotation, cellular component: membrane. Lineage: Eukaryota; Metazoa; Chordata; Actinopteri; Scatophagidae. The record is from RefSeq and is a predicted model, not a curated record. Gene Ontology annotation, molecular function: chemokine receptor activity. Gene Ontology annotation, biological process: immune response; chemotaxis; G protein-coupled receptor signaling pathway.